AUAUAUUUAAUGUCAUGUCUGUUCAUGACUUCAUGUCAUGUCUUCUGUGCUUCUGUGUCUGUAUACAUGUGAAGUGUUUACUGUAUUUCGGGAUUUGUAAUUAAUUUCUUUAUUUGUAAUAAAUAUUCAGUGGAGGCUCGGUGCUAGACGAUUUAAUUAGACUAUCAAUAUCAGCAUUUCUCUAUUUUUGUAUCAAAUAGCACGAUCGAUAAAUAGCUUUAUGGAUAAUAUCAGAUCUAUGCAACUACGGAAUAGGUUUCUACAACUUUUGAUCAUAAAGGUGAUGAUUUAAAAAUAAUCCAAAUGAACUCUCUAGACACAGAAAACAAUUAGAAUUGUUUCAGCAGUACGUUUAUAAUAUCCUGAAAGUAUGGGUGAUUCAGAGUUUGCCUAUGGUUCUUCUAUGUCGGUGGAUUCUAUGAAAACGAUUGCUGAGAGUAUAGGAAUAGCAAAUUUGGGUGAUGACGCUGCUAAAGAACUGGCAGACGAUGUUACAUACCGGUUAAAACUUAUUGUACAGGAUAGUAUGAAGUUUAUGCAUCAUUCCAAGAGACAAAAAUUGUCCAUAACUGAUAUAGACAAUGCUUUGAAGAUCAAAAAUAUUGAGUGCCAAUAUGGAUUUAUUCAGCCAGAUUCAUUACCAUUUAGAUUCGCAUCAGGUGGAGGAAGGGAAUUGCAUUUUGUGGAGGAGAAAGAAGUAGAUUUAUCAGAUAUAUUGUCAGCUCCUCCACCAAAAAUACCUCUGGAUGUAUCUGUACGUGCUCAUUGGUUGAGUGUAGAUGGUGUUCAACCUACAGUGCCAGAAAACCCACCUCCAUUAUCCAAAGAAGCACAAAAAUUGGAAUCAGUUGACCCUAUCAGCAAAUUGAGCAAACCUACUAAUAAGGAUGCGGCAGGUAAACCUAUGUGUGGUAAAGCAGCACGAUUGAAAGCCUCAGAGUCGGUCCACGUGAAGCAGCUAGCCACACACGAGCUGAGUGUGGAGCAACAGUUGUACUACAAAGAAAUCACUGAAGCUUGCGUUGGGAGCGAUGAAGGACGCCGUGCGGAAGCUUUGCAGUCACUGGCUUGUGAUCCUGGCCUUCAUGAGAUGUUACCGAGAAUGUGCACAUUUAUAUCUGAAGGCGUCAAAGUGAAUGUGGUGCAAAAUAAUCUCGCUCUGCUUAUAUACCUGAUGCGCAUGGUCAAAGCUUUGCUUGACAACCAAUCUCUGUAUCUAGAGAAGUAUUUACACGAACUGAUCCCGUCGGUAUCGACAUGCAUCGUGUCGCGGCAGCUCUGCCUGCGUCCGGAAAUGGACAACCACUGGGCUCUCCGUGACUUCGCUGCCAGGCUCAUGGCGCAGAUUUGCAAAACAUUCAAUACGUCCACUAACAACUUACAGACAAGGGUCACCAGAUUAUUUGCUAAAGCCCUUCAGUGUCCGUCGCAGACUAACAACGAAACUGGCGUAGGCCCGUCAAUGGUUACCUCUAUGAAGGAAUCUGAAAAAACUCCUCUAGCGUCUCUGUACGGAGCCGUUCAAGGCUUAGCCGAACUUGGUCCAGAAGUUAUCAAAGUGUUCAUUUUGCCUCGGGUGCGAUGGCUGGGAGAGCGCGUGGAGGGCGCACUGAGCGGGCUGGGCGGCGCCGACAGGCUGGCGGCCGGCAACCUCAAGCAUCAGCUGCUAAAGGUACUGGCGCCCGUCGUGCGCCAGCUGCGCCAGCCCCCGGACUUGCCGGAAGAAUACAAACGUGACUACGGAUAUUUGGGCCCGAGCCUGCAGCAGGCAGUGGGCAAGAUCCGUUCGUCCCCGUCCGGCGGCGGCGGCGGCGGCGCGGUGGCCGUGGUGACGUGCACGCCGCCGCUGGUGCCCGCCGCGCCCUCGCCCUCGCACUCGCACAUCUCACACGGCGCCAAGACUGUCGAGACGAUAGCGACUCGUAGCGUAGUGAUCAGUGCUGCACCGGCGCCGCAGUCGCCCGCGCCCUCUACGCCGCCUCCACAGAAGUUUGUCAUUGUGUCCCAGCAAAAAGCGCCACAGGUGGUCAGUACUCAGCCAGCUAGCGGCGGCCAUAUUGUCGUACAUAGCUCGCAGCCUGCCAUCGUCCGCAGCCAGAAUGUUCAGUCGGUGGUGGUGACGAGCGGGCCGGCGGGCGGCGCGGCGGGCGGCGCGGCGGGCGGCCCGCAGAAGGUCGUGGUGGUCGGCGUGCAGCCGCCGCACCACCUCGCGCCCGCCGCCGCACCCGCGCAACCCUCCGCACUCACCGCCGCGCACGUCAGCCAGGCUCCGGUGUCGGUGGUGGCGAAGCCAGUGUUCGCGCGCGGUGGCGCGGCGCCCCCGCCGCCCGAGCUGGACGACCUCUCACAUCUCGCCUGACCCCGCACCUACAGCGUGGCUAUCGUCAAGCAAUACAUCAAGAAAAACUAGUGAACAAUGUUUUACUAAAAGUUUUCGUGACAAUAUCAAAGAGGGGACUAAAUGGAUUUUCAAAUCUAAGUAGUUUCGAUGAAUUACAAACUAUUUAUUUAGCAUGAACUGUCAACACAUAAAAUGAACUCAACGUUAUAUGCUUGUAAGUGAGUGUCACAAUAGCUUCAUUCCUCUCCUUUGGUCCCCUAGUGAUUAAGUUUAUAGUUAUAUAAAAAUCUGCUGACAUUUUCUAUUUCAAAUUUAAUUUUUACGUGCUAAGCCUUAUUAUGAGUACUUUGGUUAAAUAGUUUUAGGAGUAAAUGGUAUAUUUACAUGAUCAAUAUAAUAUAGAUUGUCAAUUGAUGUUAUUUACUUAAGUGAAUAUACUUAAGACUUGUUUUGGGUGCCCAAUGUAUCAUAACUGAAAAUAGUCCAUAGUGUGUUUAUUAGUUUAUAUUAUUUCCAUGUCUAUUCUAUUAUGUACUUGUAGGAUCAGGGUCCGACAUUAUUUGAAAAUAAAACAAAGGGCUUCACACAA
This is a messenger RNA of Spodoptera litura, 2930 nucleotides long. Its product is annotated as TBP-associated factor 6. Gene Ontology annotation, biological process: transcription initiation at RNA polymerase II promoter; RNA polymerase II preinitiation complex assembly. Lineage: Eukaryota; Metazoa; Arthropoda; Insecta; Lepidoptera; Noctuidae. The record is from RefSeq and is a predicted model, not a curated record. Gene Ontology annotation, cellular component: SLIK (SAGA-like) complex; transcription factor TFIID complex; SAGA complex. Gene Ontology annotation, molecular function: RNA polymerase II general transcription initiation factor activity; transcription coactivator activity; protein heterodimerization activity.